AUGAUAGGUCAAUUGAAAGAAAAAACGAACAAAGUAGAAAUAUAAUAAAUUUAAAAAAGAAAUCCCCUUUAUUAAGAUUUUUUGGAUUUCGAUAUAACUAUUAAUUAAUUCAAGAUUGAAUAAGAAAUAGGAAAAGGCUCUUUUGCAAUAGUUAAAUUAGCAACCAAUAAAAAUUCUUUUAUUUAAUAUGCUUUGAAAAUUUACCCAAGAUUUGUACUAUUAGAUUCUUAAAAAUUGAAAAACGUAAAAAGAGAAAUCACAGUUUUAAAAAAAAUGGAACAUAAUUCUAUAAUGAAACUUUAUUAUGCAAUAUAAGAUAAUUAAAAUGUAUUUUUUUUAUAAAUUAUUUUGAUAAUGGAAUAUAUUGGGAAAAUAAGUCUUAAUUAAUAUUUAAAAAUAUAACCAAGAAAAAGAUUAUAAGAAGAUAAUGCAAAGAAAAUAUUCAAAUAAAUAGUGGAAGGAAUUAAUUAUUGCCAUGAAAAAAAUAUUAUUCAUAGAGAUAUUAAAUUAGAAAACAUCAUGCUUGAUAAUAUGAAUAAUGCUAAAAUUAUUGAUUUUGGAUUUAGUUUACAAAUACCAGAUAAUAAAAAACUAAAUAUAUUUUGUGGAACACCUUCUUAUAUGGCUCCUGAAAUUAUUUCUAAAGUUGAAUAUUUUGGAUAAAAGUCUGAUGUUUGGGCAUUAGGAAUUUUACUUUAUGUAAUGUGUUAAGGAAAUUUUCCUUUUAAAGGAAUUACAGAUAGAGAUUUAUAUGCCAAAAUAAAAAAGGUUAACUAUAAUUUUGCUAAUAAGAUAUUUCUUAUUCUUUAAAAAACCUUAUUAUUAGAACUUUAAAUAUAAAUCCAGAUUAAAGACCAAGUACAAAAGAGAUUUUAUAAGAUGAUUGGAUGA
Ichthyophthirius multifiliis is the source of this 891-nucleotide messenger RNA. RefSeq names its product protein kinase domain protein. Gene Ontology annotation, cellular component: cytoplasm. The transcript has 3 exons. Lineage: Eukaryota; Ciliophora; Oligohymenophorea; Hymenostomatida. Gene Ontology annotation, biological process: intracellular signal transduction; protein phosphorylation. Gene Ontology annotation, molecular function: ATP binding; protein serine/threonine kinase activity. The record is from RefSeq and is a predicted model, not a curated record.